AAGCUAGGGCUCUGCUCGUCACUCGUUUCAACCAUGUCUGGUCGCGGUAAAGGUGGCAAAGGUCUCGGAAAAGGAGGCGCCAAGCGCCACCGCAAAGUCCUGCGCGACAACAUCCAGGGCAUCACCAAGCCCGCCAUCCGCCGCCUGGCCCGGCGCGGCGGCGUCAAGCGCAUCUCCGGCCUCAUCUACGAGGAGACCCGCGGGGUGCUGAAGGUCUUCCUGGAGAACGUGAUCCGCGACGCCGUCACCUACACGGAGCACGCCAAGCGCAAGACCGUCACGGCCAUGGACGUGGUCUACGCGCUCAAGCGCCAGGGACGCACGCUCUACGGCUUCGGUGGUUAAGCUAUGGCUGCGCUUUUCUCCGUUGUCGCAAAAGGCCCUUUUCAGGGCCACCCACGAACUCUAUGAGGAGCUGUUGCGCGUUUUCCGAGCUGCUGAGCAGCCGGCUCUAGGUGUCAUUAGCAUAAGUCGCCCUGUCAAGGCUGUCAGGGAAGGACAAGAGGGCUUCGGCUUUAAGAUCUUGGGCGGCCAUUUUAGCCUCUGGCUGCAACCCAGUUCCGGGGAAAAGCCACCGGGUUAUGAAAACAUGGCCAGACGACCUUCAGCCCCGCAGCCUGGCCAUUGCGCACCCUGGCACCCGUUGCAAAAGCCCCGGGUCACAACUGCCUAAGUGAAAUUUCCCCUUCUCGCUAAGCCAAUGAAAUGAGAGGUAGGUCGCGUGCUUCUGGCCAAUCCUGUAACGCCAAGGCAUAAAAACGUCUGCUUGCGUUUUUUCCCUUAAGAACUCUUUACCCCAAGAGCCUGGAAUCGCUCUCCCCACCCUCUGUGCCCGAGUGGUCAGAUCGCCUCCCGAUCUCGAGCUUGUACCCCGAAUAAACCUUGUGUGUUUGCAUCGGGA
This is a messenger RNA of Peromyscus leucopus (white-footed mouse), 901 nucleotides long. Its product is annotated as histone H4. The transcript has a single exon. Gene Ontology annotation, biological process: nucleosome assembly. NCBI's taxonomy places the organism in Eukaryota, Metazoa, Chordata, Mammalia, Rodentia, Cricetidae. Gene Ontology annotation, cellular component: nucleosome. Gene Ontology annotation, molecular function: DNA binding; protein heterodimerization activity; structural constituent of chromatin. The record is from RefSeq and is a predicted model, not a curated record. Bases 34 to 345 code for a protein of 103 amino acids.